AUGGCCGGCGACACGGCACCGCACGUCGUGGAGGAUCUCCUCGGCAUCGUCCAGCUCCUCAGCGACGGCUCCGUCGUCCGCGGCGACGAGUCCGUCCUCGGGCCAAAGGAGCCGCUCCCGGACGUCCCCGGCGUGGAAUGGAAGGACGUGGUGUACCACGCGGCGCACGGCCUUCGUGUCCGCGUCUACAGGCCGGCGUCGGCGUCGUCAGUGGCCGGCAGCGUCAAGCUCCCGGUGCUGGUGUACUUCCACGGCGGCGGCUACUGCCUCGGCUCCUUCUCGCAGCCGACCUUCCACGCGUUCUGCCUCCGCGCCGCCGCCGAGCUCCCGGCCGUCGUGCUGUCCGUGCAGUACCGCCUCGCCCCCGAGCACCGCCUCCCGGCGGCCAUCGACGACGGCGCGCAAUUCCUCUCCUGGCUGCGCGGCCAGGCCGAGCUCGGCACCGGCGGCGACCCGUGGCUCGCGGCGUCGGCGGACUUCGCCCGGACCUUCAUCUCCGGCGUGUCGGCGGGCGCCAACCUAGCCCACCACCUCACCGUCCAGGUCGCCACGGCGCGGCUCCCAGUCAGCCCCGUGCGCGUCGUCGGGUACGUACUCCUCUCCGCCUUCUUCGGCGGCGCCGAGCGCACGGCGUCGGAGGCCGACCAGCAGACGGGCGUGACCCUGCCUGUGGAGAUAUGCGAGCAGCUCUGGCACAUGUCGCUUCCGGUCGGAGCGACCAGGGACCACCCGGUGGCCAACCCGUUCGGGCCGGAGAGCCCCAGCCUCGCGCCGGUGGAGCUCCCGCCGGCUCUCGUCGUGGCGCCGUUGGGCGACGUGCUCCGUGACCGCGUGCUGGGGUACGCGGCGAGGCUCAAGGACAUGGGGAAAGACGUGGAGCUUGUCGAGUUCGAGGGACAGCAGCAUGGCUUCUCUGUCCUUCAGCCGUUCGCCGAGGCGGCCGACGAGCUGAUGCGAGUCCUCGGACGGUUCGUGUACCAACGUGACACGCCCGCUGAGCGCUGA
This is a messenger RNA of Triticum turgidum subsp. durum (durum wheat), 1005 nucleotides long. Lineage: Eukaryota; Viridiplantae; Streptophyta; Magnoliopsida; Poales; Poaceae. The record is from the annotation of a GenBank genome assembly.